AUGCAAUCCUCCACAUUCACCAUCGCCGCCGAGCCUAGCACGGACAUUUGGAAGAAACCCCCUUCGCACAACGUCUUUAACGCCCCCUUCCGCGCCCACUCCAAGCGCCCAACAUCGUCCUUCCUCUCCGCAACCCUGACCUUCUCCGCCCUCUACACGCUGCAGUACGAUCAAGCCGGCAUCCUCCUCAUCUUCACCAACAAGCACGAACCCUCGGCCCGCAAGUGGAUCAAGGCCGGCAUCGAGCUCUUCGACGGCCUUCCCCGGCUCAGCACCGUCUGCUGCGACGCCUGGGCCGACUGGAGCGUCGCCCCUGCCCCAGACGAGAGCGCCGUCGCCGCCGGCCGUCGCCCCGUUACCCUGCGCAUCGAGACGCACCGUGGGUCCAGCGGGACCUCGCUCUGGGUAUACCACGUCGACGAUGCUGGCAGCCAAGCGAAGAAGAACCCCAUGCGUGAGGUUUGCUGGCCCUUUGGCGAGUCUGCGUCCGACGGGUGGGAGCUCGAAGUGGCAGCCGCCGUUGCUCGCCCGGCCAAGGAUGCAAAGGACAAGCUCGAGGCCAGGUUUGACGGCUUUGACGUCCAGUGGGAAUGA
Hirsutella rhossiliensis is the source of this 594-nucleotide messenger RNA. RefSeq lists its product as uncharacterized. Bases 1 to 594 code for a protein of 197 amino acids. The record is from RefSeq and is a predicted model, not a curated record. The transcript has 2 exons. NCBI's taxonomy places the organism in Eukaryota, Fungi, Ascomycota, Sordariomycetes, Hypocreales, Ophiocordycipitaceae.